Xyrauchen texanus (razorback sucker) is the source of this 2804-nucleotide messenger RNA. RefSeq names its product polynucleotide 5'-hydroxyl-kinase NOL9-like. NCBI's taxonomy places the organism in Eukaryota, Metazoa, Chordata, Actinopteri, Cypriniformes, Catostomidae. Gene Ontology annotation, cellular component: nucleus. The transcript is spliced from 13 exons. The record is from RefSeq and is a predicted model, not a curated record. Gene Ontology annotation, biological process: cleavage in ITS2 between 5.8S rRNA and LSU-rRNA of tricistronic rRNA transcript (SSU-rRNA, 5.8S rRNA, LSU-rRNA). The coding region runs from base 382 to 2475 and encodes 697 amino acids. Gene Ontology annotation, molecular function: polynucleotide 5'-hydroxyl-kinase activity.
CCGAGUCUCGUUGUUGACAUGUUUUACGUUUCGCUCCAAAGUCGGAUGUUUUUAUACAUUCAGUCGCAUGGUUGCAUUAAUUAAACGCUGUCAAUGCGGUUUUAAAGAAGAUCAAAUGAGGGGAAUGAACACCUUCAUCUCGUCUAGUGAAGUGGAACCACAUAAGCAUCGUGCAUCGUGAUUUUAGUGUUCACAUGGAGACACUGCCAGUUUCAUAGUAAUACAGUGAACAGGCGUUCAUAUGCGUGUUUCACAUUUCUGACUUGAAUCAUAACUUAAUGCACAGGACAGUUUACAUCACAUUACAACGGAUUCCCGCUUUAAACAGGUGUCCCCCUGCUCUGGGUUUAUGUCGUUUUUAGUCGCGUUGGACUUCAUCGGAUGACAAUGAAAGUUCAGAAAGUUUCUUCUCGAUCCCAACAUGAGCAAAGAAAUGCCACUAAACGUCACGGCAAGAAUAAGUGGUGCAAAAAAGUACGCAAACUGGACUCUGUUCUCUCAAGUUCUGGGACUGCUAAAUUGGAGCAACAGAUAGCCAAAAGGGAGAAACCCAAGUUAAAACGGUUGAAGAAGUUGUAUUCAAAAACUGUGACUUUGAUCCCUGUAAACAGUUAUACUGAGGAGGGAAAGGAGACUUUUGCUCAUGUCCACACAAAUGGAGGCACAGAACUGGAAGCCAGCAGCAAUUCAGAGGACUCUAAAGAAUGGAGUGCAUAUGCCAAAAUUGUCCUUCAGAGUUCAGCGUUACCUGACAAAGAACAGUUGGAGAAGGACAGUCUUCAAUACCAGGCCCAGCUUGACCAUGCCGGCAAUCGUGCUGUUUUAGUCAUGCAACAAGGCCAGGUCUUGUGUUUCCGUGGGAAGUGCCUGCUCACUUGCCUCUACGGUCGGGUAGAGGUGUUGGGCUUCACCAUAGAGGAGGGCCAACAGCCUUACCCCCUUUUCUCUCCACCUUCACACUGCCCUCUCACCAUCACAGCUUUAGGAAACAACUCCCACUUCAACAAGAACAAGAAAGAGGGGCGACUGGAGGCGAAAGCCAUUGUUCGCAAAUACCUCUCUUCAGAGCCAUGUAAGAGGCUCAUCAGUGUGGUAGACUCAGACUCCUGUGUGCUUCUCCUGGAACCCUUGGACACGCCCCUCACUCGCUUUCUCCACGGCUUCUCAGAACUCAGUGAGGUCUUUGGACUCAACUCGAGGGAGUUGAGGUCUCAGGCUGCCCUCUCUAACCCUGCUCUGUCAGCCGUGGGUGUGACAGCUCUGCGUGGACCCUGUGCACAGGGUCUGGUGAUGUCAUUCAGCUACAGAGAGGCUCUAAGCAGCUUGCUCAGUGCCUGGGCAGGAGAGUUUGACAGCUGUCCCAUCAUUCUUGUGUGUGGUGGGAAAAACUCUGGCAAGUCCACCUUCAAUCGUCACCUUAUUAACAGCCUGCUCAAUCACACUGCAAGUGUAGAGUAUUUGGAGUGUGACCUUGGCCAGACCGAGUUCACCCCUCCUGGCUGCCUCUCCUUAUGUACAGUUACAGAGCCACUAUUGGGGCCUCCUUUCACACACUUGCAUGACCCAGAGCACAUGGUGUACUAUGGUCAGACAGAUUGUCAGGCUGACAUAGAUCGGUAUUUGGAAUCCCUCAAAUCCCUCUGGCGCCACUGCAGUGGAGAGAGUCCGGUCAUCAUCAACACAAUGGGCUGGGUCAAAGGCCAGGGCUUUCAGAUUCUCGUUGACCUCAUUCGCCUUUUUUCCGUUACACACGUGGUGCAGCUGAGUUACGGGAAUGUCCCACAAUGUCAACAUCUAACCCCAGACGUACUCAGCACUGCUCACGGCUGGCACACACACCCUCCAACACCGCCCACCAGUCACCUAACUGUUCGAUCUCAUGUAUUACUCAGCAUCCUCUCAGAAUUUGAAUGUGCUGGGACAUCUGGAAAAAUGCGACAUCAGCGUAGUAAUGAGCUGCGAGAUCUGGCUCUGCUCAGCUAUUUCAGUAAGAUGCAAUCUCCAGACCCGGGCCCCAUCCGCCCACUUCACUGCUUCAUACCCUACCAGGUCCCACACUCAUCGGUUGCUAUAGGGGUUACACACUGUGAGGUCGCACCCAACCACAUUCUCUAUGCAGCCAAUGCAAGUCUAGUCGGAUUAUGCUGUCUAAGUGAAAAGGUCAUGGGCAGAGGAGGUCCUGUUGUGCUCUCCCAAACUCCCAUCUGUCAGUGUGUGGGCCUAGGUGUUCUGAGAGGUGUGGACAUGGCGCGAGGUCUUUACUUCCUUAUUACUCCUGUGUCUCCCUCUAUCCUGAGGCACGUGAACUGUCUUCUACUGGGAGAGAUCACUUUGCCUAAAGCACUUCUCACCAUGCAGCUUGGAGCUGAAGUGGAAUUGCCAUACAUCACCACAGACUACAGCUUUGAAGUAACAGGGGCAGGAAAGCUCCAUGUCUACAAAGGACUGACAAGACCUAGUUUAAUAGGCAAAUAACUAAGCUCUUCUGGAUGAGAAGAUGCUAUCUGUAAAUUCCAUUUGUAUCAUUGAAUUGUUUUAUACCUUGAAAAUUGUGGGAAAAUUUAACCGUAUACUAUGGGAAAACAGAAUGUAUGGUAACGUGUUGUUUACUAUAUCUCUUUUUGAAUUGCUCCAUGUUUAAGAUCUGCAUGGGAGACCGUUGUUCCUCAUGUUUUGGUUUGCUGUACUGGUACAGUUUUUUUUAACAUGUUAAGAAUACAUGUUCAUCGUGAGUCCUUGUAAUAUUUUUCCCAAGUCACAUUCACAAAUCAUGAUAAUACAGACCUUUAAAAUAUUAAUGUGGG